ACAUGGUGAAGAAGUCGAUCGUUUAGAAUUUUUUGAUGAAGAAUAUAUUGAAAAAACAAUUAAAAAAUUUUCUAGUGAUACAUCAUCAAAAGAUAUUAAAUAUUCUACUUUUUCUAAAGCUAUCGCUGUUGGUAAUCUUGUUAAAAGUGCACUUGGUCCAAAGGGCAUGGAUAAAAUUCUUCGAUAUAAUAUGAGUGGUGAACUUGAUGCAGAUAAAUUAUUAAUAACAAAUAAUAGAACAAUGAUAUUAUCAAAAAUUGGUGUUGAUAAUCCGGUAGUAAAAGAUCUUGUUGAUAUUUCAAAAGUACAAUAUGAUGAAGUUGGUGAUGGCUCAAAAUCUGUUGUUGUUUUAGCUAGUGAACUACUUCGAGAAACGGAAAAUUUACUUGCACAAAAAAUUCAUCUUCAGACGAUUAUUACAGGAUGGCGAAAAGCAACUAAUGAAGCGCUUACAAUUUUGGAAGGUGUUGCUAAAAAUAAUAGUGAUCUUAUGAAUAUUGCUCGUACAACACUUAGUUCAAAAAUUCUUCAAGAAAAAAAAGAUCAUUUAUCGAAAUUAUGUGUUGAUGCUAUAUUAAAAAUACAUGAUAAAACUGAUUUAAAACAUAUUCAAAUAGUAAAACUUUUAAGAAAUAAUCUUAAUGAUUCAUAUCUUGAAGAAGGUUUCCUAUUUGGAGAACGUAUUGGUACGAAUAUGCCGAAACGUAUUGAAAAUGCUCGUAUUUUAAUUGCAAAUAUACCAAUGGAUACAGAUAAAAGAAAAAUAUCUGAUUCAUCUGUGCAUAUUGAUUCAAUUGCUAAACUAGUUCAAUUAGAAUUAGCUAAAAACGAAAAAAUAAAAGAUAAAGUUGAAAAAAUUCUUCAAUUUAGUUGUAAUGUUUUUAUUAAUAGACAAUUAAUUUGUGAUUAUGCCAAUCAAUUAUUUGCUGAAAAAGGUGUUAUGACUAUUGAACAUGCAGAUUUUGAAGGUUUAAAACGUUUAGCACAAAUACUUGAUGCAGAUAUUGUAUCAACAUUGGAUACACCAGAUGAAAUACGUUUAGGAAAAUGUAUUCUUAUUGAAGAAGUUAUUGUUAAUGAAGAUAAACUUAUUAAAUUGUCAGGAGUAACACAAGGUGAAGCAUGUACAAUUGUAUUACAUGGUGCUACACAACAAAUUCUUGAUGAAGCUGAACGAUCAAUUCAUGGUGCACUUUGUGUUCUAUCUCAAACAGUUAAAGAACUACGUAUUUGUUAUGGAGGAGGUUUAUCUAAAAUAAUAUUUUAUUUAA
Messenger RNA from Rotaria sordida, 1271 nucleotides. The record is from the annotation of a GenBank genome assembly. NCBI's taxonomy places the organism in Eukaryota, Metazoa, Rotifera, Eurotatoria, Philodinida, Philodinidae.